GGCAAAGUACAUAGAAAAUGUAACUCAUUUCUCGAGGAACUGGAUCGUAUUCAGCUCGUACCGCUUCCGUUCUUGUGACAUAAUUUCGAGGACUCUUUUUCGUGCUACCCCAACCCACCACACCUCAUCUCCGCAUCUCCAUCCAUUCGCCAUGACGCUCAACGACGACAGCCGUGACGUUCCCCGAACCUCUAUGCCCAGCCCGACGAAAGAUGAACUCAAGCUGUCCGGGGGGGUGGCAGUCAUUACGGGGGCAGGCGGUGGAAUUGGGUCCGGAUUGGCCCGCAGAGCAGCUCAGCUAGGAAUGACCGUGGUCAUCGCCGACAUUGCCAUCGACAGAGCCGAGACUGUGGCACGGGAGAUCAUCGACGCGGGCGGCCAGGCCGAGGCAGUGGUGGUAGAUGUCUCCCGACCGGACGAACUCGACAGGCUGGCCGAAAUGGUCCACGAGCGACACGGGCACGUCCGACUACUCGUCAACAACGCCGGCAUUGAGACGCUGGGCCUCUGCUGGGAAGUCCCUGCGGCGAGAUGGGAGGCGACUCUCAACAUCAACAUACACGGCAUCGUCCAUGGGGUGCGUGCCUUCGCUCCUCGGAUGCUCGCCACGGGUCAGGAAUGCUGGAUUGCCAACCUGUCGAGCGCUGGCGCGUUUGGAAUGAUGCCGACACAGGCGGCGUAUAUCAUGACCAAGCAUGCGGUCCAGUCGUUUACCGAGGGCCUGUUCCUUGACAUGAAGACCAUCAAAGCCCCGGUUCACGUGUGCUCCGUCAUCCCUGGUCUGGUCCGAACCGAUAUCUUCGAUGCUACCCCAAGGCCGUCCGGAGGGGGACAAAACGGACGUAUGGCGGAAUUUCGAAAGAUUAUGUCGGAUAUGGCUCGUGAUCACGGCAUGGAUGUCGAACAAGCGAGCCGGAUCAUCAUGGCACAGAUCGCGGCAGGCAAGUUUUGGGUAUCGACGCAUCCCGAGACGACGGAUGAAAUCAUCGCCCAUCGCAUCGAGUUUCUUAGGCAGCAGGUAGAUCCGGAUGUUAUGCCUGGGUCCAGACACCUUGUCGACUUUUAGGUGACUUCAAGAAGUCGCGUUGCCCGACUUGUGGAAAAUCACGGAUACUUUUUUAUGUCGCUCCGGGUCUCAUACUCAUAUGCAUUAGAGGU
This is a messenger RNA of Phialemonium atrogriseum, 1158 nucleotides long. RefSeq lists its product as uncharacterized. The coding region runs from base 152 to 1066 and encodes 304 amino acids. Gene Ontology annotation, cellular component: membrane. The record is from RefSeq and is a predicted model, not a curated record. NCBI's taxonomy places the organism in Eukaryota, Fungi, Ascomycota, Sordariomycetes, Cephalothecales, Cephalothecaceae. The transcript has a single exon.